UACGGUCUACCCACCACGCAUGAGAUUCGCAACGUGACCAUAUCCCAGAAGCCAAUACAACAUGUUGGGAGUGCUUGAUGUAGCAAGAAAAGCAUAUAUUAGUGCUAGAGGGCGGCCGGCGCAGACGAUGCGAGGGCACAAGGGACAAGUGAAUGCAGUGGCAUUCUUCAAAGACAGCCGGCGAAUGGUCACUGGUUCCGUGGACUCCACCCUGCGAAUUUGGGACGUGCGGAAUGGAGCAUUUGGAGAGCCAUUCGAGGGAAAUCACUGUGUGCUAUCAGUCGCCGUGUCCCCAAAUGAGAGGCGGUUUGCUAGUAGCGGUGUAUUUGAUGAUGCAAUCAUCAUCUGGGACGUCGAGAGCAAGCAAAAAGUAUUUUGUCCGCUGGUGAAGCCCCUGAGGUACCUUGUGUACUCAUUGUGCUUCUCCCCGAACGGCAAGAUUCUCGCCAGUGGUUCGGAUGAUAAAACAGUUGUUUUAUGGGAUGCAGAAACUGGCGCUGUCCUCACAACACUCCACGGUCAUCGUGAUUCAGUGUUUAGUGUCGCAUUCAGCCCAGAUGGGCUAAAAUUAGCCUCCGGAUCACGAGAUCACAGCAUCCGAGUUUGGCAGACCGAUAAUGCCGAGCUUCUUCUUGAUAUCAACGCCCACGAAAAUCAUGUUAGAAGUGUUGUGUGGUCGCCUGAUGGCCAACAACUUGUCUCUGCAUCAAGCGACAGGACAGUCAAGUUCUGGAAUUCGACUAACGGAGACCAGAUCGGUCGACCUUGCACCGGUCACACUGACUCCAUUCACUCGCUCGCCAUUUCUUCUGAUGGCUCCUUCAUUGCCACUGCCUCACAGGACAAAACUGUGCGGCUGUGGAGCACAAAGACGCGCCAGCAGAUUGGACAGGUUCUUGGCCACCCCACAGAGGUCUGCUGUGUCGCAAUUUCUUCCACCGGAGAACUGCUCGUGAGUGGAGGCGAGGAUGGGAAUGCUCGGCUCUGGUUUAUUAAGAACAUACUCGAGCAACACAAUGCAGGGAAGAAGAUGAAGGAGGAUGAAGAAGAAUCACGGCGACCACAACAUUUUCGUGGUAGCACUAUUUUGCAUGAUGAUCCACAGCUGCCGGUGGAUGAUAACAGCCCAGGCAAUGGUCCCUCAGAAAUUCAUAAAGUCUCUGACAGUCACCACAAACACCUACCAUUUGACAUCGCUAAAAAAUCGCCGGUCCACACUGCAUACAUUGUUGGUGACCUGCAAACCGCUGAAUACCUGCUGAACCAAGAAAUCGACGCAGAUGAGAACCACAAUUCCUAUGCCAAUCGUUCAUUUGUAAGGGCACGAAACUCCGAUUGGGACAAUGCGCUUGAGGACGCGAAAAAGUCCAUUGCUACCCAGCCCUCAUUAUUGGGCUAUAUUUCCAAGGGCAUCUCCCUGUGCGGCAACCAUAAACUCUGGGACGCUAUGGAAGCCUUUGAUCUUGCUUCCACAUUUGCUAAUCGUGAUCCGAUUACUAUCUAUGUUUUACUAUUGAUCAAGGCUGUUGCACUUUUCAAUGCCAAUUGCCAUGAUGAGGCAGUGCGGCGAGUCGGAGACCUCGCCGCCACUUAUAAAAACUCAGAUGACCUUCUGUGCAGCGUUGUCAACUCGUAUCUGCGCGUGCAGCUUGCAAUAAACGCUUUCGAGGAUGGGCGCUACAUUGAAGCUGCUGAUCAACUCGGCAAAAGUAUUCCCAAUAUAAUCAACUUGUUAUCUUGCAGAACACUUUUUGAACCGAGAUUCAAGAUAUUCAUGGUACUCUUCGGUUGGGAUCUGGAUUGGUUGUGGCAAACCGUAAACCAAAGAUUGUGCGAAGCCCUCUUUCGCGCAGAUCGAGUGGUCGAAGCGGUCGAAGCGCAUCAAUACAUGAUGAACGAGGUUGCGAAGACAGAUUGUCAGCAAUGGUCCACUGCCUUCAAAAACGAAUGCACUGCGCGCUGUGUCUCAAAGGGAGACGAGGCCUUUGCUGCAAACAAUCACGACAUGGCUAUUGAAUUGUAUUCAGCAGGGAUCAGACUAGAUUCCUCAUGUGACUCCCUCUUUGUGCAACGCAGUAAGGCGAUGUUUCAACGACACCUCUAUGCGGAGGCCCUUCAGGACGCAAAAAAGGUCAUCGAACUCAACCCUUCAUCGUAUGUUGGGUACGAACUGAAGCAUGCAACGCUUCAUGCGACACAGCGCUAUGAUGAAGCAAUCGAAGCCUUCGAAAUGAUGCUCCUCAAGUUGGAAGAUACUACUGACGGGCAGAUAUGCAAGCUGCGUCAGCAGUACGUCAGUCCAUCUGAAGCCGGAGACACUAUUCGAAGGGCCGCUCACACUCACCUGGAAAAUGCACCACUUCGUGUACUCAACACCUUCACUGGGCGUUUAUGCAAUCAACAGGCCCAGAUGAAUGCCUUCGUGGAAAGCACAGAGUACAAGGAGCUUUUGUCUUCAUCGAUCAAGGAUCCGCAUCUCCAAUCGCAUCGCAUAAAAGAAGCGGUUGUGAAGUCCUUCCGUUGGGUCAUGUUAUCGCAUAGGUGGGAAAGCAAUGAGCCGCUCCUGCGUGACAUUGAGGGUCAGAGCAUGUAUGAUUUAGAUUCAGUCGGGACCAUGGUGAAAUUGCAGACGUUUUGCAGGAUUUCUCGGGAUGCUGGGUAUCGCUGGGCGUGGAGCGAUACGUGCUGCAUCGACCAGAAUAAUCAUGUUGAGCUCCAACGAUCGGUCAACUCCAUGUUCGUCUGGUAUCGCCAUUCAGCACUCACGAUCAUCUAUUUGUCGGAUGUCUCGCCUUCGGCGAAGUCGGGCGCACUGGCACACAGCGUUUGGAACACGCGAGGAUGGACUGUCCAGGAGUUCCUGGCUCCUAAGGUUGUGCUUUUCUACCAAAAGAAUUGGACCCUAUAUCUUGAUGACCGCUCUCCCAACCACAAGGAGUCUGUCACUAUCAUGCAGGAGUUGGAGCAUUCGACAGGCAUAGAUACACAGACCCUCAUCGCCUUCCGUCCGGGGAUGUCAGGUGCGCGAGAGAAGCUGCAAUGGGCGUCAACGCGUCACACUACGUUGCAGGAAGAUGUCGCAUACUCAUUGUUUGGCAUUUUCGGCGUCCACUUAUCUGUAAUCUACGGCGAGACGAAACAAAACGCACUCGGUCGGCUCUUGGAGGCGAUAGUAGCUCAGUCGGGCGACAUCACUGCCCUGGACUGGGUUGGGAAAGCAUCUGAAUUCAACAGCUGCCUCCCAGCUGAAAUCACCUCGUAUAAAUCUCCACCAUGCACGUUGCCAUCUCCACUGUCUGAAGAUCAGCUACAGACAUCAGUCUCCUCGCUGAGAGAUGUCGUAGCUGUCGAGUCAGCUUCAACAUUGUAUACCCGUCUUGACAACCUGAGCUCUCCUCGUUUCGCGACCCGCAGGCUACAACUUCCUUGCAUCGCAUUUUUUGUCAGGGAAGUCAGACGAAGGCAUGGUCAAGACCGGGAGACAUGUUUCAUUUAUGAUGUCAAGGCAGAUGGUCUUCGAGACCUGCAAAUCACCACCGAAGACAAGUUGAUUCAAUUCUCUCCGGCACGCCCCACUCCGCAGGCAUUCUUGCUCAUCCGUCCCUGGAACCGUCAUGAUGUUGGUCUGCCUGACUUUGCAGACGAUGCGAAGAGCAUGAUUACUUGGUCCGAACCUAUGUCUUACUUAGACGAAUCCCUUGGCGGGUAUCCUGGAGAACAUGAGCCUGUUGAUUCGGAGUCUCACUUGCGAGCAUUGAGGUUGAUCGUUCGCCUUGGACAGCCUUUUGGUGCACUUUUACUAGCUCAGCAACGAGGUGGGGAGUUCAAGAGGAUCGCUUCGGAUCACAACAUCAUAGCACAAGUCAAGGACACAACUGCUGUUCAUGACAUGUUGGACAUCAGGACGCUAGAGAUAUUGUAGUUGGAUUUCGAAGACGGGAACUUUGAGAGUACCUUUACAUACCCCUAGGUCGUUGUAUAC
This is a messenger RNA of Suillus clintonianus, 3982 nucleotides long. RefSeq lists its product as uncharacterized. Gene Ontology annotation, molecular function: protein binding. The transcript has 11 exons. NCBI's taxonomy places the organism in Eukaryota, Fungi, Basidiomycota, Agaricomycetes, Boletales, Suillaceae. The coding region runs from base 62 to 3922 and encodes 1286 amino acids. The record is from RefSeq and is a predicted model, not a curated record.